Messenger RNA from Gasterosteus aculeatus aculeatus (three-spined stickleback), 1632 nucleotides. RefSeq names its product putative oxidoreductase ZK1290.5. Lineage: Eukaryota; Metazoa; Chordata; Actinopteri; Perciformes; Gasterosteidae. The record is from RefSeq and is a predicted model, not a curated record.
CCAUUAAAUUCAACUUUGCUUGUUUUUGUUUUUGUUUUUAGUUUUCAUUGCGCGUUCAUGGUGCACACGUGUCGUUAGCGCUCGGGUUGUCAGUAUCCCGUUUAUGUCAUGUAUUCAUUUUUUGUAUAGACUAUUAAGUAGGUAGUAAAAGGUAGUAUCUUUGAGCAAAGCGUAGCACAGUUGUUAUUCUGAUUGCUCAGCAUUGACCAGAGGAACAUGCUCUUGGCACCAAACCAGAGUUGUCCAACAGUGUCACUUUCCAAUGGCCUGCGGAUUCCAAUAUUCGGAUUAGGCACCUCGCAUGAUGGCGGAUACUCCCACGAUGCCGUCGUGUACGCGCUCAAAGAGUGUGGCGUGCGCCACAUUGACACAGCAAAGCGCUACGGCUGCGAGCAGAAACUGGGCGACGCCAUCAGAGAGAGUGGGAUUCCACGGAGUGACCUGUGGGUCACCAACAAACUGUGGCCCGGGGACUAUGGAUACCAAGCUGCAAAGCAAGCCUGCCUGGACUCCUGCUCCCUGAUGGGGUUAAAAUACUUUGAUUUGUACCUGAUGCACUGGCCAGAGGCAACGCAACCUGGACGCUCCAACAGGGAGAUGAGAGCCGAGACCUGGAGAGCUCUAGAGGAACUGCAUGAAGAAGGGCUGUGCUCUGCUAUUGGAGUGAGCAACUUUUUGGUCCAUCACCUGGAAGAGUUGAAGGAAGACUGCAGUGUCGUGCCCCAUGUUAACCAGGUGGAGUACCACCCUUUCCAGCAGCCCAAGCACCUGAUGGAGUACUGCCGUCAGGAGGGGAUUGUAUUUGAAGGUUACAGUCCUCUGGCCAAAGGUCAAGUCCUCGACGACCCGGCCGUUCUUCGGAUUGCACAAAAAUACGGACGCACGCCGGCUCAGAUCUGCAUCCGCUGGAGUAUUCAGAAUGGAGUUGUCACAAUCCCUAAAUCCAUCAACAAGAAAAGGAUUCAAGAAAACUGCCAAGUGUUUGGCUUCCAGCUGGAGAAGUCGGACAUGGCCGCUUUAGGGAGCUUGGAUGAUGGAAGACAUGUGAGUUGGGAUCCGACCAAAGUAAAGUAACAAACUCAAGAUUGUCACUGACCUCCUCCCGAGACGAACACAGACGGCCUUAAGACGUCAAUAGGAUUUGAAUUAGCAAAAUUACCCCUUGAUUAGCAGCGUAUCACCCCUUGACGGAGGUUACAGCUAACGCAGUUAUUUGUAAUAUUAGGUCAUAGAUUGUACUUGUCCUGACAUUAUACCGAUUUGGGGACAUGUUCAUAUGAUUCUUAUAGAGUACCUGGGCCACAUAUGGGAGCCUACCAUACUUAAUAAAGCGAUAUAUAAUAUAGGAACUAUUGUGUUGAAGUGAAGGCUGAAACCUGACGAGACACCAGCAGUAGAUGGAUAUGAUAUAGAACUGUUUAAGAGCUUAAAUGUUUUACAUUUCAAUGGCCACAUAAGAAAUCUCUUUUGUGGUGCUCAGUCAUAGCAUACUAUGUCACGAAAAUGUUGAAAUGAGAUUUUAAAGGAGUCUACUUACAUUAAAUGUCCCAAUAUAAGAUGUCAAGUUACAUUUUGGUUGUACCAAUGUCUGGUCUGUAAAAGUACAUUAAAAGUUAUAAAAUUCAAAGUGAA